Molecule: messenger RNA, 870 nt
Organism: Ostertagia ostertagi
Lineage: Eukaryota; Metazoa; Nematoda; Chromadorea; Rhabditida; Trichostrongylidae
Source: the annotation of a GenBank genome assembly
AUUGGACUUCUGUCCUACAGCACCACCACGUGGGAGAAUUUUCAAUUGAAACGCGACGAUGACGAUCGAACGAAGUUGCACGUAGCGUUCAACGAUAGCCGGCGGAAGUCAAGCGAUCAAGCGUGUUUGCCAUUUCGCGGUCAUCACUCGAGGAGGGCUAGCUUAAACACACUGACGAAGCGAGAUCGGAACAAUUCUGUCGAUCCGAGAGGACAGCGCAUCGGUGAGCAACGCAUCGUCGAAGGGUUCCGAAAAGGCGCGAACGAGAAGAUCGCGGCCAAAUUCUAUCCGGAAGCUCUUGGCAGCUCCAGUUACAUCGAAAAAAAUGGUCGACUCAGUCUUACCGUUGUCGUGCAAACCAUCAGCCAGGUCAUGGAGCGGAAUGGAGUUGUGAGAUUAUGUGAGCUAGCACUGAACAUCGCAGAAACUCUGCUUCGGAUACCAAUCGAUCAGAGUGAAACAAUCUACCUCUCCCUCGGCUGUCCUCACGGCUGCAACGAGGGCGUAAAAAGUCAACAAGGUGACUUUCUUCGGGUCAAAGCUAAAACACUUCUAGCUCAACUUGAGAAAUUGCAACAACAGGAGCGCUUUCGCACUAUCUUCACGAACUAUGUGGAGGAGAACAGUCCUCAGCAGAUUCUCGAUCUUAUUCACUCGAUUACAGCUUUUUGUCGCUCGGAAUUUCCUCAGAGCAGUUCCGCUUCAGAGGAGACACGACGUCAAUCUGAAAGCAAAACGCCCUCCUACCGUAAUCGAUUCAACGAGCGUGAAAAGGGCAUCGAGGGACGAAUCAUCAACCGCCACACUAAAGAAUCUCGCGACAAAACUUGCUCGGAUACAGGACCAGCUGACAGAACCGGAAGAAAACAU